This is a messenger RNA of Durusdinium trenchii, 624 nucleotides long. NCBI's taxonomy places the organism in Eukaryota, Dinophyceae, Suessiales, Symbiodiniaceae. The record is from the annotation of a GenBank genome assembly.
AUGAUUGAAGAUGUGCUGAAUAUGGUCGGCCGGCUUUUUGUGGUCUCGAACUCCAAGAAUGUUUUGCAGGCAGGGUUGAGCGAGCUCCUAGAAGUAGGUCUGAGUGGCCUGGUCCAUGUGCUCCAGGACUACCCGAACCUCUUGCCCAACUUCGUGGCCGUUUUACUUGGACAAAGCCCUGAGUACCGGCGGCGCUUGUUGGACGAGGCCGCUGACUCGGAGAGCCUCGUUGGACUGAGCAGGUCUCCAGGUGGCGAGAGGGCGCGGCGGAGCUACGUGCAGGGCAAUAGCACCAGCAUGUACGAGGAAACCAGUCUCCCGGAGGUCUGGCCUCACUUGGACAUCGCCCGCACGCUGGCCAUGCAAAUGGAGGCGCUCCGCGGAUCCGCGGCGCCGGGCGGAGUGCGGAGUGCGGCAACGCAGUUGGUGAAAGUGGAUGAAGAACACUUGGAGGUGCUCAGUGCCAGUUUACCAUUCUUCUUCGAAGAUGAGGAGGCUGAUGAGUGGCUCCACGUUUUUGACAAAGUGAAGCAGCACCUUUUCACAUCCCUGGUGCAGCGCCCAGUGAAGCGGGUUGGGACACAAACAUCCGGGUUGGAGGUGUUUUUCCAUCAUUUCAACUGA